Molecule: messenger RNA, 541 nt
Organism: Cynara cardunculus var. scolymus (artichoke)
Lineage: Eukaryota; Viridiplantae; Streptophyta; Magnoliopsida; Asterales; Asteraceae
Product: metallothionein-like protein 1
Exons: 3
Coding region: 54-281 (75 amino acids)
Molecular function (GO): metal ion binding
Source: RefSeq, a predicted model, not a curated record
CUUAAAAGAAUUCAUUUGUCUAUUUACCAAAUUAACCUCAAAACCUUCRAAUCAUGUCUUGCUCAAGCGGAAAGUGCAGCUGUGGCUCAAGCUGUUCAUGCGGCAGCAGCUGCAACUGCAACUCAGCCGACAUUGAGAGGUCGACCACCACCACCAUAAUCGUGGACGGUGUUGCACCCCAGAUGACAUAUGCCGAGGGAACAGAGACCAGCUUCGCUGUCGAGGGUGCAAACGGAUGCAAGUGCGGUGGAAACUGCAAGUGUGAUCCUUGCAACUGUUAAGCAACGACAGGCAGAAUGAUCCAAACAAAAGAAGCUAUGUGUUUGAAAUGAAAUAAAGUGCGUUUCGUGUUGUGUUUUCAUGUAAUAAAUAAAAAAGGAAACCAUGGUAUGAUUAUGUGAUAUUUGGAUUUGUAAUGGAUUUUCCAUGGUUGCUUAAUUUAAUUUGAUGUUUAUGUAAAGUCAACGCUAUGAAAUUUGACUUGUUUGGAUCUUUAUAAAUGCUUUGAUUCAAAUGAAGUUGUAUCCUGAAAAUUUGACCU